CCCGUUAACUGAUCAAAGAGGGUGGGGGGAGAGUGAACGCGUAUGCAUAGCUUCGGAGAGAGAAGCGCAUGGCUUGGGGGAGAGAAGCAUGCACGCAGUCGAACAGCGCCAGUUGAGUGUGGGACGUCUACCAAUCUUCGUCUACUACAAUACCGUCUCUCCCCUCCUCAAGACAAUAUCAUAUAGGCUCAGUGUCGAAGGGCCUUUAUGCAUUAAAACCAAUAAUGUGAGAACCCGAUGCAGACCUCGUGUCAUGGACGUUUAAUUGUAACAACCGUUUCAUUUGAUUUGUGUCGUACAUUUUCUUAACCGGCGGUGGAAUCAUCGAUUUACACUAACCUACUGACACCUGGAUUGAGAUGCGGCAAUGUUCAGAGCAAUAUGCACACGUGUAAACUUCUGCUGGAUUUGGCUGGCUGUUCUGUUUCUGCUGAAAGUAGAGGAUGUUGGCGCGUACAGCUGUCAUGAGGUGAAGACCGCUUUCCAGGUGCGACAGAUCGGUCCGCUGAAGUGGGUACCGGAGACACCUGGAACAGAUGUGGACCUGUUGGUGUGCAAGCACCAGGGCCCGUCCUGCUGCACCCGCAAGAUGGAGGAGAGCUACCAGGUGGCGGUGAGACGAGAGACCCUCCAGAAUGUCCGCUCCUACAGCUUCGAGCUGAAGUACCUCAUCUCCGGCCACGCCACCGCCUUCCAGGACACCUUCCAGUACCUGCUCUCCUUCUCCCAGGGCCACCUCUCCUCCCUGCUGGAAGACACCUACUCGCCCCUCUCCCGGGAGGCCCUCCCCCAUGUCAACGCCCUGUUCUCCUCCCUCUCCCUCUACAUUCGCGGACAGAACCUCUCCCUCGAAGCUGCCGUGGCCCGUUUCCAUGACAACCUCUUCCCGCUCGUCUACGGGCGCCUGGUCAACCCGGGCGUGGGCGUCCAUGGUGGCUUGACCGGCGAGCGGGGCGAGUGUCUCCGCGCCACACGGCAGGACGUCAACCCAUUCGGCCCUCACCCCGAAACGCUCGCUCAGGAAUUGGGGCGCACCCUGGGCGCCGGGCGAGCCUUAUCCCUGGCCCUCGCCGAGGGCACCGAAGUCAUGAACGCCACCGAACACGUUUCCUUCACCAAAGAGUGUUUACGUGGCUUGACCAAGAUGCAGUACUGCUCGCACUGCCGUGGGCUGACGCUGAUCAAGCCGUGCGUGGGCUACUGCCUGAACGUGAUGCGCGGGUGCUUGGCGAGCGUGGCCGAGCUGGACGGGCCCUGGCGGAGGUAUGUGGCGGCUCUCGAGGAACUGACCAAUGCUGUGGCCGGACAACACAGCCUGGAACUGGCCCUGCUUGGAGUCAGGGGGCACGUGAAUGAGGCCAUACUACACGCUCAGCUCCAUGGGCCCACGCUGACCGCUACGGUGGACAAGGUGUGUGGUCGGUCAGCCAAGGAGCCCCGCACCAGCGUCCACCCUGACCCCGCCCCAGAGGUCACGACCUCCACGGUGACAUCAUCGACCGUCCCUCCCUCCAUCCCCCCAACAGAACAGCUGAUGGGACAACUUGCCCACCUGAGGAGUUCAUUCCCCCUGAAACCCUCCAAGAACGAUAAACCUAGAAGUCUGAAAAAGAUCUCUAGGGAGUUUCUGAGCUACAUCCAGCGCUAUAAGUCAUUCUUUGCAGUGCUUCCAGAGAUGCUGUGUGAGGGAGAGAUGGUGGUGGACGACUUUACCUGCUGGAGCGGAGACGACGUGGUGGAGAGGUAAGACUGAAGAGAAGGAAAGAGGGAUGGGGGAUGAGAGAGGAGGAUAAAGGAGUAUAGGUGAUGUGUGAGACGACGUGGUGGAGAGGUAAGACUGAAGAGAAGGAAAGAGGGAUGGGGGAU
Messenger RNA from Salvelinus fontinalis (brook trout), 1866 nucleotides. RefSeq names its product glypican-5-like. The record is from RefSeq and is a predicted model, not a curated record. Gene Ontology annotation, biological process: positive regulation of canonical Wnt signaling pathway; cell migration; regulation of protein localization to membrane. Lineage: Eukaryota; Metazoa; Chordata; Actinopteri; Salmoniformes; Salmonidae. Gene Ontology annotation, cellular component: plasma membrane; cell surface; extracellular region. The transcript has 6 exons. Bases 368 to 1747 code for a protein of 459 amino acids.